Messenger RNA from Symbiodinium sp. CCMP2456, 2119 nucleotides. The record is from the annotation of a GenBank genome assembly. Lineage: Eukaryota; Dinophyceae; Suessiales; Symbiodiniaceae.
AUGUGUUGUUCACGAAGGAAAUCGCCACGUUGGACGCCAACAGAUGCCGAUCUGGAUACGACCAGCACGCCAGUACACUCGCAGGCCUUGCUAGGUCGCGGCGGACAUUCUCGUUCCCCGUCUCCACGUCCGUCGCAGUCGGACUUUGGCUUGGACCUGUCCGUGGCGCGGAGCAGCAACGUGUAUGGUGGCAACUCUGGUGCUCUGCGAUCGCCGAUGCACUCGGAUUCCCUGCUUUCCGUUCGCCAACACAGUUCUCCCCGUCACUCCGUGGGCUUGGCAACGCCGAUGGCCGCCGAAGUUGCGCCAGAAGCUUCGCCGAGAUUGUCUUCCAGCAUGUCGCCACGACAUUCGCGAGCCACUAUGGAUGUGGACACGUCCUUGCGCUCUGACUUGGCGGCAUCCCCAAGGCAUUCCAGUUCUUUGUCGCCAAGACAUAGUCUUCAAUUUCGGUCGUCUCCGACAACGCCUGUGACCCCCGAACGGGUGGUUCCAGAUUCCGCCCCUUCAUCUUCUAUGCAGUCCACCAGACCGACUUACCCAUCUCCAGGGAACAGCUCCCCGAUGCAUUCGCAGGUGCUGCUGGAACUGCCCACGCGUCACAGCUCGUCGCCUCGGCGCUCUCCGGUGGCCAUGGAUGUAGAGCUUGGCUCGCCUGCAGCGCCGAAUGUCGUGCGCCACAAGAGCCUGAAAAUACCGGAUCUGCCUCAACGAGGCGAGGAUUCUCCGGGGCACCGCCUAAGCGUCUGCAUGAGCGAGGAAUUCCGGCCUCUCUCACAAGCGACGUUUGGUGCCGACGCCAACGAAAGGACUCCCGUUGGCGAUGGCCUUGACCAGUUCCGGCCGCUGUCACCCCAAGCCAGCCCGACACGGUACGACGAGCUGGAGAAGUUCAGGCCUCUUUCGCCGAUGUCCAAGGCAGGUCAGCCGGUGCAGCCAGUGGAUGAGCUGGACAAGUAUCGGCCUUUAUCGCCCGCAUCUUCAAUCAGAUCGACCGUGUAUCCUGCGGAGAGGACGAUGCUGCCCGACUCGGAGAGUGAGGUGCAACGGCUGCGACUGGGACUGGACGAAGAGCCCAGGAAAGGAUCUCCGUCAACGAAGGACCAAGACGAAGCGGAGCGGCGCAAGUCGAAGGAGUCGACUCGCUCAGCCUUAGACGAUGAGAUCGAGAGGCAAGAAGCCAUCACCAAGCGGCUGACGAUGCAGUUGCGGUCUCCAAAGCGGCUCUCCCCAGCCGUGCAGCAGCGUGCUCUCGCAGCUCUGCCUGCCACCCCCGUGGCAAGUCGUCGUUCGGUCUCGGAGCCAAGGCUGCAGCAAAGCCCUGGCACAGCCCCGCCUGGUGCCAUGCAUUCGGGCUGGGUGCCGACAGGUGCAGACUCCCUAGAGCACCGUGCCAACGCGUGCAUGGUCGAGGAGUUCCGGUCCCCUCCACAGGUCUCGACCGCAAAGUUUGCUGCCGAGGGGCCGAACAACAGGCCUGUUUUGCCGGUGCAGCAGGGGAAUCAGGUGGUGGAGGCAGAAAGCGAGGAAAUGCAACGGCUCCGUGCUGAAUUGGCAACCGCCAAGGCUUCCGCCGGCCAGGAGGCUGCAAAGCUGCGAGCGGAGCUCACAACUGCUCGCGAUGCCGAGGCGCUUGCUGCUAGCGAAUGCGCCAAGUUGCAGCGAGAGCUUACUUCGCGAGAUGCAGAGGAGUUGGACAGGUAUCGGCCUUUGUCAACCGGGUCAUCGAUCCGAUCCACUGCGCACCUUGCUGAAAGGACUCUCCUGCCUGACUCGGAAAGUCUUCACCCUCCCGGGGCUUGUGCUGCCAAGUCUGGCGUGCCAUGGAGGAGAGCUCGAGGAAUUGCAGCAGCGCAGGACAUUUGUGAUGAGGAGCGCCACAAGUCCAAGGAGUCGACUCGCUCGGCAGACCAGGAGACAGAGAGGGAAUUUGUGGCCAACCGCGUUGCAUCCAGGCCGAUGAUGCAGGUAGCUCCGGAGCCAGCUUUCCUCGCGCAGCUGCCCGGUCGUGUUUCGCCUGUGCAGGCCGCGCAGGUGCCGGCCACGGCCACGCCCCAGGCGAGUCUCCGAUCAGCCUCGGAGCCGAGGCUGCAGCGGAGCACUGGUACCAUGACGUCAG